Molecule: messenger RNA, 409 nt
Organism: Poecilia latipinna (sailfin molly)
Lineage: Eukaryota; Metazoa; Chordata; Actinopteri; Cyprinodontiformes; Poeciliidae
Product: ras-related protein Rab-10-like
Exons: 3
Coding region: 50-394 (114 amino acids)
Molecular function (GO): GTPase activity; GTP binding
Source: RefSeq, a predicted model, not a curated record
UUGUCCUUUGUUUCUGUUUGUAUCUGGGUGAACACAUAAUUAUUUUUCAAUGGCGAAAAAGACGUACGACUUGCUGUUCAAGCUGCUGCUGAUCGGCGACUCGGGUGUGGGGAAGACCUGCGUGCUGUUCCGCUUCUCUGACGACGCCUUCAACACAACCUUCAUCUCUACCAUAGGAAUAGACUUCAAGAUUAAAACUGUUGAAUUACAAGGAAAGAAGAUCAAACUACAGAUUUGGGACACAGCAGGCCAGGAACGGUUCCACACCAUCACCACCUCGUACUACAGAGGGGCUAUGGGCAUCAUGCUGGUCUAUGACAUCACUAACGCCAAGAGCUUCGAAAACAUCAGCAAAUGGCUGCGCAACAUUGAUGAGGUGAGAAACAGAAACUAAUGCAGCCAGCAGGAC